Messenger RNA from Chondrus crispus (carragheen), 2201 nucleotides. RefSeq names its product HBS1 protein. The coding region runs from base 1 to 2103 and encodes 700 amino acids. The transcript is spliced from 2 exons. Lineage: Eukaryota; Rhodophyta; Florideophyceae; Gigartinales; Gigartinaceae. Gene Ontology annotation, molecular function: GTP binding; GTPase activity. Gene Ontology annotation, biological process: translation. The record is from RefSeq and is a predicted model, not a curated record.
AUGUCGCGCCACCGCCACAUCCGCAACCUGUGCUACGACGACUACGACGACUACGCGGACGACUACGACGACUACUACUCCGAGCCGGAACCGGAGCCGGAACCGGAGCCGGGACCGGACGAUGAGUCCCUUCUGGCCGACCUAGCCGCGCAGUUCCGCCGCUGUCUGAACGACGACACCAUCCAAGAGGCCACCAUCGACGCCGCCAUCGUCGCGGCGGACUACGACGUCGACGCCGCCCUCGAGCUGCUGCGCCAGCAGCGCGCCGCGGACGCGGCCGCGGCCACCGCGGCCAUGGCCUCCCUGCAGCUCUCGCACCCGUCGCCCAUCGCCCGCAUGCUCGAGGAGGACGCCGCCCCCGCCGAGCCGCCCCGCAUGCCGGAGCCCGCCGACACCAGGGAGCCGCUCGUGCUGAGCGGCGGCAACGCCCUGCUGCCGCGCGAGCCCGCCGACAUAUCCCCGUUUCGAUUCGAUAAGCCGUCGCCAGACGACGUUUUGCUCGCGAAGAAGGGCGGCGCCGGCAGGAAAAAACUCGCGCUUAGGAUGCCCAAGGUCAAGCCCGGGUCGCGGAAUGCCGUUAUUGACGCCGGCAAAGUUAACGGCGUGGCCGAGGUGCCCAAGAAAAAGGAGCCGCCAGCGGUGGUUAAGCCCGCGAAGAAACCGCCUCAGGCGGCCGGCAUGAAUAGCAAGGUCAAGCAGAGGGUGAAAACUGCGGACUUUAGGACUAAAGUGAAGGAGGGUUGCUCGUCGGUGUCCGUGGUCGUCGCGGGGCAUGUAGACGCGGGGAAGAGCACGUUGUUAGGGCAUAUAUUACGCUUGCAAGAAGGGACAGGUGGGGGCAAGGGGAAGCGCCGGAGAAAGGAGCAGGACCUUGCGUGGGGGACGGAUGAGGAUGCCGUUGAACGGGAGCGCGGGGUCACGAUUGAUAUUGCCACCAGGGUCUUUAAAACGGAGGGGCGAAACGCAAGGACAUAUGCCAUGAUUGAUGCACCAGGGCAUCGCGACUUCGUGCCGGCCAUGAUCUUAGGCGCCACACAAGCGUCUGCAGCUUUGCUGGUGGUUGACGCUUCGCCUGGCGAGUUUGAGGCGGGCUUUUCGGAGGACGGUCAGACCAAGGAGCACACUCUCGUGCUCAAGUCCUUGGGGAUUAGCCGACUGAUUGUGGUAGUGAAUAAGAUGGACGUCAUAAAUUUUGAGGAGGACAGGUUUGAAGAAGUUGCCAAGGCGGUUAAGAACUUUUUGAGAGACACUGGAUGGAAGGUGGACAGGUCGGUGUCAUAUGUCGCGGCCUCAGGUCGCUCGGGGGCCAACCUGGUUCAAAAGCCGGACGCGGAACACCCACUGAUGAAGUGGUACAAGGGACCGACCGUGCUAGAGGCCAUUGAACGCUUACCAAGCGCAGACGCUUUGCAUAUCGCCGAGGUCAGUGCGCAGCCGACGAGGCUGAUUGUGUCCGACUUUUUCCGGAGCGCCACCCUAGGCGGCAACGGCGCUGUUACUGGACGACUACUAUGCGGUACCAUCGCACCGAAAGACAAGCUCUCAAUACUUCCCGGCGGAGCGCUUGCGAUGGUGAAGAACCUGGAAACAGGGUCCGGCGAGCGGAACGGGGUCGCCGUCGCAGGCGUCGACUCCCUCCCCGUUUCCAUCGGGCUCAUGGACCUCCCGGAUGGGGUCAUCGUCAACACCGGAAGUGUGUUGUGCGACCCGGAAGCGCCUGUACCCGUGGCUGUACGUUUCACUGCGCAGAUCAUCACUGUGACCACAGGCACCCCACUGAUCCAAGGUUCGAAAGGCGUGCUGCAUAUUGGCGGCGGAGCGGAGGCUGCCUCGAUAUCCAAGCUAUGUGAAUACAAAACUAACUAUAAGAAGGGAAGUCAUGGAGGAAAGAAGAAGCGCAGGCCGCGCCGCUUAGUGAAAGGGGACACCGCGGUGGUGGAGAUUACGUGUGACCGUGGUGUCCCGAUGGAGAAAUCGACGAAUGUGAAAGCACUGAGCAGGUUUGCAUUGCGGCAAAACGGGAAAACCGUCGCGGUAGGCAUCGUAACGGAUGUUCUCAAGUCCGAGGCAAUCGGGACACCCGGCGAAAGCGCAAUAGAAUAGAGAAGGGGCCGCAAGGGACCGGCUGUAUCUAUAUCAAACAGUAGUAGCAGUAGUCAGUAGUGCAGUAUGUCGCUAUAGACAACGAAUACAAGAGCAUU